AUGACAGAAGGCUAUCCAAUCACCUGCUCCAUGGAGAGCAGGAAUUGGGAAACUAAAAGCAAGGAGAAGAUGGAAAACCAAGCCUCAGAUAAUGCUGCAUCUCAGCUGAACCCUGGGAGACAAUUGUCACCAAUGGAUCAGAAUGAUGUGUUAUGGUCAAGAAAAGAGAUUUUUCCAAAAGGAUGCUUCAUACAAGUCAUGAUGAAAAGAGAGAAAAGUGAAGAUACAUGCCAGAAGCACAAGAAAUAUGGUGGCACAAGAAAAGACACUCUUUAUAUGGACACUUUGUGGUAUGAUUUCAGAAACAACCAAAGCAUAACCAGCAGCCGCUGCCUUUCGGGUGCAGUUGUCCGUGAUAGCAGAUUUAUAUGGGCAUCGGGAUUUACCUGCUCUUGGAGAUUCACAAAGGAUUGGGCAAGGAAUUCCUUUUUAGGAAUAUCCGGAGAUUUUGAGCUGCAUCCAUAUCCUUCACAAUCUCACCCAUCCAUCACAUCCGUCACUGGACCCUCCAUUCUAGAACAGCAGCAGCACAGAAGAUCUGAGAACAUCCCCAACAAAGGUCAAGAGCAGCAGGUGACGUACAGCGAGUUGAAAAAUCCCAAGCCUUCUCAGCAUUGGCAGAACAGGCGGUCUAAGGGUGAGAAGCUCACUUGUGCAGAGAGUGUGCAGCAGGAGACCUACACCGAGAUCCAGCAUAGCCAUGCCCAGCAGCCGGGGAGUUGUGAGGCUGGGCAGAGGACAGAUUGCCCUUCCCCUCCACUGAGAAUCAUCACUGGGAUACUGGGCAUCCUUUGUCUUGGGCUGGUAGCCACCAUGGCAAUUAAUGCUUUCUGCGCUUUCUCAAUACAUUCUCAACAAAAUCUGAAUCACACUUCUACAUUUCAUCACAACACAUCUGAUAAAGGAUGUCACUGUGCCUUGUGUCCAAAAAAAUGGGUAAGUUUUAGAAACAGCUGUUACUUCUUUUCUGAGGAAAAAAGAACUUGGUAUAACAGCACAACAGCCUGUACUGCUCAGAACUCCAGUCUCCUGAAAAUAGACAACAAGGAAGAACUGAAUUUCUUGAACCAACUUCCUAUUUAUUUCUGGAUUGGACUCUAUCGUCAUGAAAAUAAUGGUUUUUGGCAGUGGACAGAUGGCUCAGUGCUUUCCUCUAAACUGUUGAGCUUUAAAGAUACAAGUACCCCUGGGAACUGUGUAGCUUUUCAUCCCCGAAGUUCAGGAUCCGUACAAAAUUGUUCAACAGUCUGGAGCUAUAUCUGUGAAUUCACAAGAUAUUAAUCCUUUUCUUGAGAAUCCUUGAAAAUGAGGCUCUCAGCUUUGAUAAACCACGGACAUUCUCUGCCGAGGGAAUCUUUAAACAAUCCAGCAACUUUUCCAGUACGGGUUGGGUGUGUUUUCUUCCCACUGAUACUUGCAAGGCACCGAUGACUUCACUACAAGUGCCCUUGGAUCACCACGAGAAGAAGAUGAGACUGAAGCUCUUCCACUCUCCUACAGGAGAUGUUAACCAGCCAUUUGGAACUCCUGCUUAGCGAACCUUCACCAGUCUCACUCCUUGAGAACAAAGAAGUUCCUCAUCCAUUUGCAUAAUUAAAAUGUCAGUGUUUAUUCA
Messenger RNA from Ornithorhynchus anatinus (platypus), 1615 nucleotides. Its product is annotated as NKG2-A/NKG2-B type II integral membrane protein-like. NCBI's taxonomy places the organism in Eukaryota, Metazoa, Chordata, Mammalia, Monotremata, Ornithorhynchidae. Bases 1 to 1281 code for a protein of 426 amino acids. The transcript has 10 exons. The record is from RefSeq and is a predicted model, not a curated record.